Messenger RNA from Telopea speciosissima, 630 nucleotides. RefSeq names its product probable LRR receptor-like serine/threonine-protein kinase At3g47570. Gene Ontology annotation, molecular function: ATP binding; protein kinase activity. The transcript has a single exon. The record is from RefSeq and is a predicted model, not a curated record. The annotation marks the transcript as partial. Gene Ontology annotation, biological process: protein phosphorylation. NCBI's taxonomy places the organism in Eukaryota, Viridiplantae, Streptophyta, Magnoliopsida, Proteales, Proteaceae.
AUCGACAACGGGUUCUUAAAGCUUUCUUACAGAGAGCUCUUCCAAGCUACUGGAGGAUUUUCUUCAACUAAUUUCAUAGGUUCUGGUAGUUUCGGCUCUGUAUACAAAGGGAUUAUCGGCCAAGAUGAAACCAUUGUGGCAGUCAAGGUACUCAACCUUCAAAAUCCAAGAGUUUACAAGAGCUUUAUGGCUGAAUGCAAAGCAUUAAGAAACAUUCGGCAUCAAAAUCUUGUCAAGAUUUUAACUUCCUGUUCAAGUCUUGAUUCAAAAGGAAAAGAUUUCAAAGCCCUUGUCUAUGAGUUCAUGGCAAAUGGGAGUCUAGAUGAUUGGUUGCAUCUGCCGAUGGAGGAACAUAAUCAUUCAAGGAAUUUAAGCCUUCUUCAAAGAUUAGACAUCGCAAUUGAUGUGGCUUCUGCAUUGGAUUACCUUCAUUGUCAUUGUUAUGCAACAAUUGUUCAUUGUGAUUUGAAGCCGAGCAAUAUUCUACUUGACAGUGACAUGACUGCACAUAUUAGUGAUUUUGGUUUGGCGAGACUACUUUUUGAACCUGACGACAAUUCAUCUGAGGCUCAAAGUAGUACCAUUGAGAUAAAAGGAUCUAUUGGCUAUGCUGCUCCAAGUAACAAAUAA